Aspergillus pseudotamarii is the source of this 1659-nucleotide messenger RNA. Its product is annotated as permease for cytosine/purines, uracil, thiamine, allantoin-domain-containing protein. Gene Ontology annotation, biological process: transmembrane transport; nucleobase transport. The coding region runs from base 1 to 1659 and encodes 552 amino acids. The record is from RefSeq and is a predicted model, not a curated record. Gene Ontology annotation, cellular component: plasma membrane. NCBI's taxonomy places the organism in Eukaryota, Fungi, Ascomycota, Eurotiomycetes, Eurotiales, Aspergillaceae. Gene Ontology annotation, molecular function: nucleobase transmembrane transporter activity. The transcript is spliced from 10 exons.
AUGUCGCUUUUAUUCAAAUAUCUUCUAGACAAAAUCAGGCUUCCGGCAGUGGAAGGACAUCUAGAGCAGUCGCAGUGGGUUAAUGAAGAUCUACUGCCUACACCACCAGAAAAACAGACCUGGCGUUGGUGGAAUUAUGUCACCCUCUCUUGGUCCAUCAAUUUCACCAACUGGACCCUGGGAUCCUCAAUGAUCGGAAUAGGACUAAGUUGGUGGCAGUCUAUUGUCGUCAUAUUCGUCUCGCAACUCAUUUGCUCCAUCGCUAUGGCCUUCAACUCGCGUGCGGCAAGUGUAUACCACAUUGGUUAUCCUUGCGUCGCACGCAGCGUCUUUGGUAUGUGGGGGAGCUAUUACUUUGUCGGGGUCAGAGCUGUGAUGGCUGUUAUUUGGUAUGGAGUGCAAGUGUAUUACGGUGCGGAGUAUAUGUACAACAUCUUGCGCGCCAUCUUCGGGCAUCAUUUUACAGAUAUUCCAAAUCGCCUUCCCGUGAGCGCCGGCAUCACCUCCUCACUCAUGCUGGCCUUCUUCCUUUGUUGGCUAAUUCAGCUUCCAUUUUGUCACUUCCGGCCGUAUCAGCUUCGCAAAUUCUUCUGGUUCAAAAGCAUCGUCUCGCUUCCAUCUAUGUUUGGCUUGUUCAUAUGGGCCAUGGUUGAUACAAAAGGCAGAAUAGGGAGCCUUUCUACGUCUACCUCACGAUCAUCUAGCGCAACAGCGUGGUUGAUUCUAGCUGGCAUCAAUAGUGGAAUCGGCAACUUGGCAAACUUAAUCACCAAUCAACCGGACUAUAGUCGCUGGUCUAACACUCCCAAUGCGUCUGUUUGGACCCAGCUGGUCGUUACUCCUAUAUCGGUAGCAUUGUCCGCCAGCUUCGGAAUUAUCGCGACCACUGCUGUUAACUCAAAAUAUGGCACCAACAUAUGGAACCAAUGGGACUUGAUGAACCUAAUCUUAGACCAUUAUUGGUCUUCUGGAGCCCGAUUUGCAGUGUUCCUUUGUGCUUUUGCGUGGUUAGUACAAAUUGUGGGCACCAAUAUCGCCGCCAAUAUGAUAUCUUUUGGCGCAGAUUCGUCUAUGCUCCUGCCUGCAUACAUUGAUAUGCGUCGGGGUCAGUAUAUUGUCGAGUUUCUUGCUUGGGCGGUUUGUCCAUGGAAGAUCCUCGCAUCGGCUACCAAAUUCCAGGAUUUUCUUAGUGGAUACGCUCUGUUCAUGUCCAGUGUUGUUGCUAUCAUGUUAUGCGAUUACUUCUUGUUGACAAAAGGUACUGUGGUGAUUCCUUCCUUGUAUAAUCCCACAAACACCAAUGAGAACUACUACUACCACGGUGGAUGGAAUUUACAAGCCCUCGCAGCCUAUAUCGUUGGCAUUGCACUCCCUUUCCCAGGGUUUUGCGGUGUCCUAGGUGCUAGCGUCUCCACAGCAGCCUCGCAUAUUAUGGAUAUCGCCUGGGUUACCUCAUUUGUGACAUCGUUUAUCGUUUACUUCGCAAUCUGUUGGAUCUGGCCAACUCAGAAUAUGAAAUUCGUAAGAGAGAGAGGGUAUACCUUUGAGCAGAUUGCCCCGACCAGUGGUUACUGUGAUUCUGGGCCUUCAAAGGACGAGGAGACUAUCCCCGAUAAUGCCAUUAGCAGCAAGGGCCUCAAAGCAAAGGUUGAAAUUUGA